Dama dama (fallow deer) is the source of this 1294-nucleotide messenger RNA. It is a transcript of the gene SNX20, whose product is annotated as sorting nexin 20. The transcript is spliced from 4 exons. Lineage: Eukaryota; Metazoa; Chordata; Mammalia; Artiodactyla; Cervidae. The coding region runs from base 145 to 1095 and encodes 316 amino acids. The record is from RefSeq and is a predicted model, not a curated record. Gene Ontology annotation, cellular component: early endosome membrane. Gene Ontology annotation, molecular function: protein binding; phosphatidylinositol phosphate binding. Gene Ontology annotation, biological process: protein transport.
GUUUUCAGACGGGGGAACUUAGCAGAGCGGCAGCCACUGAUCUGCUCACCCCGAUCUUGGAAUGGAGAGCUGAAGGGGGCCGUGUGACACGUCUCCAGGACCCCUGGACACGCACAGGACCAGAGGCCUCAGCAGCCUUGGAGCAUGGCAAGUCACAAGCAUCUUGGGAGCCCCGGGUGGACACGACCCAUAUCCCAGGACAUGGCAGGUACCACGCCGAAAGCAUCAGCCCCUCACCCAGACCUCCCACGUCUAGGACCUGAGGACCACUUAGACGCCCAGGGCAGCCCGAGCUCCAACUCCAGCAUGACCACACGGGAGCUUCAGGAGUACUGGCGGACCCAGAAAUGUUGCUGGAAGCACGUCAAACUGCUCUUCGAGAUCACCUCCGCCCGCAUCGAGGAGAGGAAAGUCUCCAAGUUUGUGAUGUACCAGAUCGUGGUCAUCCAGACCGGGAGCUUUGACAGCAACAAAGCCGUCCUGGAACGGCGUUACUCCGACUUCGAGACGCUCCAGAAGAAACUCCUAAAGACUUUCCGGGAAGAGAUCGAAGACGUGGUCUUCCCCAAGAAGCACCUGAUAGGGAACUUCACGGAGGAGAUGAUCUCGGAGCGCAAGCUGGCCCUCAAGGAGUACCUGAGCCUGCUCUACGCCAUCCGCUGCGUGCGCCGCUCGCGCGAGUUCAUCGACUUCCUCACGCGGCCCGAGCUCAAGGAGGCCUUCGGCUGCCUGCGCGCCGGCCAGUACACCAAGGCCCUGGACAUCCUGACGCGCGUCGUGCCGCUGCAGGAGAAGCUCACGGCGCACUGCCCCGCGCUGCUGGUGCCCGCCCUCUGCGCCAAGCUGGUGUGCUACCGCGACCUGGAGCGGCCCGCGGAGGCCUUCGCGGUCGGGGAGCGGGCCCUGCAGUGCCUGCAGGCCCGCGAGGGCCACCGCUACUACACCCCGCUGCUGGACGCCAUGGCCCGCCUGGCCUACCUGCUGGGCAAGGACUUCGUGUCCCUGCAGAAGAGGCUGGAGGAGAGCCAGCUCCGGAAGCCCGCCCUCCGGGGCUUCACCCUGAAGGAACUCACGGUCCAGGAGUACCUGUCCUGAGGCCGCCCGCUGCGGAAGCUGGAGAAGGGGGCUCGCCAUGGCUCAGGGGGCUCAUUGGGGUUGGUUUUGAGCGGGUCGAGCCACUUGGGGCCCUAGCUUGUGGGUGACUUUCACAGGCCCCUCUUCUGCUCCUGUGUUACCCCCCACCCCCGGCCUGCUGUGUUGAACCAAGAUGCUCCGCGGUGUCCUUGAAAACUUC